Molecule: messenger RNA, 720 nt
Organism: Ctenocephalides felis (cat flea)
Lineage: Eukaryota; Metazoa; Arthropoda; Insecta; Siphonaptera; Pulicidae
Product: zinc finger protein 570-like
Exons: 2
Biological process (GO): regulation of transcription by RNA polymerase II
Cellular component (GO): nucleus
Molecular function (GO): RNA polymerase II cis-regulatory region sequence-specific DNA binding; DNA-binding transcription factor activity, RNA polymerase II-specific
Source: RefSeq, a predicted model, not a curated record
AAACGAAAAUAUAAAAUAAUAAUAAAAAGACAUCUUUACAAUAACCUUCAAACGUCAAAAAUGUCUGAAGAAACAAAUUCAAACACAACAAUUAAAAUUGAACCGAUCGAAUAUUCUCGAGUUAAACAAGAUUUAGAUGAUUAUGAAAACACCACAAGUAUUUGUAUGGAGAAUGAUGAAAUUUGUCUACAGCAAUUUCUAAAAUCAGAGGUUACUGUUGAUGAGGAUAUAAAGCAAGAAAGGAUCGAUGAGCAAGAUUUUCAAGUGAAACAAGAAUUUGAUGAUUAUGAAUGCACUUCACAUAUGAGUAUGGAGAAUGAUGAAAUAUGCCUACAGCAAUUUCUAAAAUCUGAGGUUCCGAUUGAUGAGGAAAUGAAGCAAGAAAAAAUCAAUGGGCAUGAUGCUGCAACUAAUACAAGUUUAGAUGAAAAAUCUUACAUAUUUAUUGAAGAAAUCAGUAAUUUAAGUAAUUUUAGCGAUAAUCAUCAAACAAAAGCAUCAUUAAAUGAACAUAAAGCUAUUAUUUUUACUAAAAAAGGACCUUACAAAUGUAAAGUAUGCAAUAAAACAUUCACAUUUAGUGGAAAUUUAAGCGAACAUAAAAAAGUCCACUCUGGAGAACGUCCUUACAGUUGUGAAAUGUGUCAUAAAACAUUUGCAACAAAACGAUAUUUAAAACAACAUGAAGUUGUUCACACUAAGGAAAGACAUGAAUGUGAA